AUGCAAGAAGUGUCACUUUUUGUUCUUCCACUUGGUUUACCUUCUGAGGCUGGAAGAGAUAUUGAAAAGAAUUUGUGUUUGAGACCACCUAUGUUCUUACCUUUUAAGGAUAUUACAAUCAAAAGUAGAAAAAUGGAAGAAAAUGACAAUAAUGAUAAUAUUUUGCUAAAUAAAUUUGAGGCUAGAUUCUCUCAUUGGGAGGAUUACCAAAAAUUAGGUCCAAACCCUCCAUUAAGUUCACCUCCUGCUCGCCGUUUAUUAGCGUGUACAUCCUUUGGUGCUUUUCUAGUAAUUAAUUAUCGUUGUGUUAGUUGCUCUUUGUGCUCCGUUUUGCGUUGUUUAUAUAAAAAUGAAUUAACGGCUGGGAAUGACCAUUUAGCUUUGUUUAACCCUCUUGGACAUGUCUACACUCUUGGAACGGGAACACGGGGAGAGUUGGGACAUGGAUGUAUAGAACAAGGACAAUGGACAGAACCGAAAAUUAUUUCGGAUUUGGCAGAUGCUGGAAUACACGUGACAGAUUUAUCCUCUUCUUUAUGGCAUAAUAUUGCUUUAACUGAUGAAGGAGAUAUUUAUGGUUGGGGAUGGAAUGGUUAUGGACAAUUAGGAAUUUUGCCUGAAGAAUGUUCAAUACAACCAACUCCAUAUCCUUUUGAUUUGCCUGAUAUUUUAGAUGAAAAGGUAGAAAGUAUUAAUUGUGUUGGAAAUAAUUCUUUUAUUAAAUUCUCAAAUGGAAAGAAUUUUUGUUUUGGGGAAUUAGGUAAGAAAAAGUUUUUUUUAAUUAUUUAA
Meloidogyne enterolobii is the source of this 789-nucleotide messenger RNA. The record is from the annotation of a GenBank genome assembly. NCBI's taxonomy places the organism in Eukaryota, Metazoa, Nematoda, Chromadorea, Rhabditida, Meloidogynidae.